AUGCUGAUAUUGAUGUCGGUGACGUUGGAUGUUUCCAGGCCUGGCGACCAUCAACUCGAGUGUGUGGCAGCAGUUGGGGCCUCGAGGAGUGGAGAACUCCGCGGAGUUCCAGGGCGCUCUGCUGGAGGCCGCUGCCGUGGAGCUCGGCCUGAAUCUCACGGACAUGAGGGCCCCCAGCGGAUUCCCGGCCCUGCUGCCAACUCCAGAGCCGACUCCUCCUCUGCUGUUGCUGCCGGCGGAAAUGGCGGAGUUGGAGGCGCAGCUGGAGAUGGGCGCCGUGGGGCUUGGCCUGGGUGCAGAGGGGCCGCUCGGCCUGGACGGCCAGGCUAUGGAGCUAGGGCCCUCCCUGGGCCUGGACUCCGCGCUGGAGCUGGCGGGGGGAGACGCGGAGGAGGAGGAGGUGCGGGGGUUCGACUCCACGCCGUGGGGCGGAGACGAGAAGAAGGAGGAGGAGGUGCGGGGGUUCGACUCCACGCCGUCGUGGGGUGGAGACGAGAAGGAGGAGGCGUUGGCGUUGCAGGAGGCGCUUGGGGAGAACCGGCAGCUGAGCGCCGCCCUGGAGCGGAGGGACGCUGAGGCACGGAGGCUGCGUGCCAGGAACUUGCGACUCCGCCAGCUAGCAGAGAGCGCACGGACACUGAGCGCCACGCUGGAGAAUCUGUCCCAGGAAUGGCCAGGGCUGGCUGAGUGUCCCCAGCAGCCAGAGCAGGGCCUGAGUGGCCAGGCCGUGAGUCGUGCCGAGGGUCGCAUGAGGGACCUGCUGGAGGAGGCAUCGCGCUGCGUCCUGCAGCUCGACCCCUCCUCCACCUCCUCCUCUAUCUUUCCUCCUUCCCCCUUCCCCCUCUACCCCCCUCUUCCUCCUCCGCACUCCUCCUGCCUCACUCCUCCCAGGGAGUCCAAACGCCGCCGCCUCGAACGGGGGGGCGGCCCCGAGGCGGUGGGCGACCGCUCGUGCCGGCGGCUUCGCGGCAGCGACGCCGCCGGCACCGCCGACCGCGCGCACACCGACGUCGCCGUCGACGCCGCGGCGAGGCGCGCGGUUGGGGGUGGCCCCCCCCCUCCCCUCUCUGCCCCCGCGCUGCACGGCCGCUUUGCGGGCUUCGUGACGACAUCGCCGCCGCGAGCGACGCUCCGGGAGCCCGGGGGAGAUGACGAGGGGGGGGGGGGCCGGGUUCCGCGCGAGCGUCCGCGAGCACGGCACGGCCAGGACGCUCGUCUUCCGGCGUGCCAUCGCGCUCGUGGCCUGGGCCGCCGCCGAGGGCCGCUACCGCUUCCGCUGGCAGCCCACGUGAGCCACGCCGUCGUUGUGAUCAUCACCGGUGUGGACAUCGUGGACAUCAUCGUUGGUGUCAAUACCCAGGAACUGACGAACCCGGACGAGGAACUCAUUAACCCAGACUAGGAACUCCUGAACCCGGACUAGAACCUAGAGCAGGGUGCUUAGCGUGGGGCUGCCCCUCAAGAGCGUGGGUCCGGACCGCUUUAGAAGCUGCACUUUGGUCGCAGGCAUGUGGAAUGGUGACAAGGCUGGCUCCCGUAAUGGGAACGUGGAAAUCCUACUGCUGGCUCAUCGCCCGCUCAGGAUCAACAGCCCCUCCUCAAGCGGGGGUCCCCGACGAACGCUUGGCAAGAGAUCUCGUCAAUGAAUGCCACAUGAGGUGGUCAUGCUGUGAGCCCUCCCCUGUUGAGGUUAGGGCUCUGCUGAUAGCAACGCGGCCGACUCUGACAUGAGUAAACCUAUUACCCCGAUGCUACAUAUUAACUUAUUGCUUAAUUUAUUUUCGUAUUUAUUUUCGGCCCCCCCAAGAUCAAGAAAAGUUUUGCCAAGGCAAAUAUCAUUUGUGUUGUGUGAUGCAAGCUGUACUUGUGUAGUGUCAGCAGAGUGGGAGGCAAGGGUUUCAGGAGCACCUUCUUUAUUAACAUCUUCAGGUUCACCCUCGCGCUCUCCCUCGUCAUCUAGCCUUGCCUUAACACAACCCUGACCGUGUUACACUGACGGUGCCGACGGAGACAGCCAACAACUAUCCAGCGGCGCAAUAUUUAGUGAAGACGGCAGCAAUGAAGGCGGCGAAGACAACUGCGACGACGAUGAGACGAGUCCACUUCCCAAAACCGGCAGCCACGAGCUCCCGUUCUCAGCUGCUUUUAUGCUACCCGGCGCGACCUGGCUCCGCCCUGGCCACGCCUCCCUUCUCGAACACACCAGCGGGUUCC
Petromyzon marinus (sea lamprey) is the source of this 2214-nucleotide messenger RNA. RefSeq lists its product as uncharacterized. The record is from RefSeq and is a predicted model, not a curated record. Gene Ontology annotation, biological process: negative regulation of DNA replication; negative regulation of cell cycle. Gene Ontology annotation, cellular component: nucleus. NCBI's taxonomy places the organism in Eukaryota, Metazoa, Chordata, Hyperoartia, Petromyzontiformes, Petromyzontidae.